This is a messenger RNA of Suillus subaureus, 889 nucleotides long. RefSeq lists its product as uncharacterized. The transcript has 3 exons. Bases 444 to 668 code for a protein of 74 amino acids. The record is from RefSeq and is a predicted model, not a curated record. NCBI's taxonomy places the organism in Eukaryota, Fungi, Basidiomycota, Agaricomycetes, Boletales, Suillaceae.
GAGACGAGCGAUGUCAGAACGCUGACGCGAUGCAUGAAUUGACUACGUCCAUUCCAGAUGUAAAGAAACUCACCUUUGUAGUACAACCAAUUCCACAAAAUAUUCCAGCAUCUGUAUGCUUUGACGCUCUCGGUAUCCCGCUCCGUAUAGACAAUCCUUGAAUCAACGCUAUCCCGGUCCUCUGGCUUGCCCAGAAUGUGCCGAGUCGUUCCGAGCUAUGGUUCCUUGGUAAUUAUGCCUAAUGUCACUAGAUACCUGAGCCGAGCCUUCUUGAGUCGACGCCGACUGCGAACAGGGAUUUGCCCUGGUACCACUAGAACACUGAGCUGUCGUUAUGCGUCGUGGACGUGAAUCUACAGUCCUCUGGGAAUUUCCUAAGAUAUGUCAUUGAGAAUGAAUACGCUGAACGUCACUCUUUUAGCCUGUGCGGUCGCUAUCUGGACAUGUUGAGUCGAUGCCGCCCAGUGGGAUUGAGAGUGACAAAUGCGCGUCCAAAUGUUACCAAGAGGUGGAAACACACCGUUCCAAACUGGCAGAUCUUGAGGACGUCUGCUGAGCUUCUCUUACAAUGGACAUCGCCUUGGGAGAUCGAGAAUAACGAAUCCGUUUCCAUAUUUUUGGAAGAGGUAGGAUACGUCGUUCCCAACCUGGUGGUCCUUAGGUGGUAGGGAUAAUAGCGGCUUGAAACGAAGUAGGAGGACAUAGUUUUGUGGCUGCUAAAUAAACCCGAAACGCUACGGGUCUAUUGAAGGCAGAUGCCUUGGGGACAUAGGGCGAAGGAUCAUAUGAAAGGAAACAUCUAGAUUCAAGUCAAUGUUUGAGGGUUCGGUCGAUCUUGUCAUGGUGAGUUUCGCAUAUUGCACAGGCCCAACCGGAGCAAGAUGUCAGG